AAACAGAACCAAAACCAAACUAAAACAAAACAAACCACUACAAUGGGCAUAGUACUUCAUAAGAGCUGAGUCCAUUUUCUCUUCCAGCCGUGGGAGCUCCAUCAUGAUUCCACAAGUAGUGACCAAUGAGACCGUCACAGUCAUUUCGCCAAAUGGAAUGAACUUUGCCCAAUCCCACCAGAGUCAAGGCAGCCUGAAGAAACAUCUAAAGGCAGAGAUCAAAGUGAUGGCGGCGAUCCAGAUCAUGUGUGCUGUGACAGUGCUUAGUCUGGGAAUCAUUUUGGCAUCUGUUCCUCCUGUCCCACAUUUUAACUCAGUGUUUUCAGUCCUGUUAAAAUCUGGCUACCCAUUUAUAGGAGCUUUGUUUUUUAUUGUCUCUGGAAUUUUGUCCAUCAUUACGGAGAGAAAGUCAACAAAACCUUUGGUAGAUGGCAGCAUGACUCUGAACAUCCUGAGUGUUUCCUUUGCUUUCAUGGGCAUCAUUAUCAUCUCUGUCAGCCUGAAUGGUUUGCAUCAUGCCUCAGAGCAGUGCAUGCAGAACAAGAAACUUGGACCAAAUGAAUAUGAUUUCUUCCAACCUUUCUACAACACAGGCAGGAAUGAGUGCACCAUCACCAUGUCUGUUCUGGCUGGAGUCCUUUCGGUGAUGCUGAUCAGCAGUGUGCUGGAGCUUGGCCUGGCUUUGCUCUCUGCCAUGCUGUGGUCGAAAGAGGGUGCUCUGACUUCCGUUGGAAUGUGAUUUUCCUGUCUUAUAACUCCAGUAAUGAAGCCAACAUGGAAUCAAAGGCACUUUGUAACCCUGCAUAUGAGGAAUGAUUGGUUUGUUAAGAAAAACAAAACAAAACAAGACAAAACAAAAUACCCCAAACAAGUUGGAACUAUACAACAAAGGGCAUGUCUUCAUGAUAAUGCAUGAAAUUCAACCAUCACAAGGUAGCCAUGCUUGUUACUUAAAAUGUAGGCUGUUUAUACACUGAAUGCCAGUAUGAGCUGAAUGGGUGUGUUAGUGGGUGUGUUAGUGGGUGUGUUAGUGGCAUCCUAUUGAUUUUCAUGACCUUGGCUUCAGCACACACAGUGUGCUUGGCUACACACAGUGGCCAGAGUCCCAGGUAUUUUUCAGAAAACUAAUGAAAUGUUUCAGGGCAUUGUGGUGGAGCAAAGGGACAACAGUUAACCAUUAACAGUUUCUGUACUCAGAAUUCUUGUGAUGGCAUGGGUCUUUUAUCAUAUCAAUUUUAUUCACUAGCACAUAGAAACAAGUGACCUCUGAUAAAGUCUCAAGGAGUGUUCAUGAUGUUGGUUCAAAAUAAAGUCUUUUUUUGAUUGUACAUUCUA
Mastomys coucha (southern multimammate mouse) is the source of this 1335-nucleotide messenger RNA. Its product is annotated as membrane-spanning 4-domains subfamily A member 6C-like. Gene Ontology annotation, biological process: cell surface receptor signaling pathway. The transcript has 6 exons. The coding region runs from base 104 to 739 and encodes 211 amino acids. Gene Ontology annotation, cellular component: trans-Golgi network; plasma membrane. The record is from RefSeq and is a predicted model, not a curated record. Lineage: Eukaryota; Metazoa; Chordata; Mammalia; Rodentia; Muridae.